AUGGCUGUAAAAAGUGAGUUGGGAUCAUCUUGGUUGAAGGCGGUCCCAAAUUCCGCCUGUGGUACCAAGCUGGACGACUCUUGUGUUCGUGUCAGUUUGGGACUGAGACUCGGUUUAAGAGCCUUAAGAGCCGAAGACUUUAAAAAUUCAAAAUAUGCGGCUCUUGCAGAAAGCAAAAUUUUUCAGCCAGUCUGCAUUGAGACCUUUGGUCCAACUGAUGCUCAGACUCAGAGUUUUCUGAAUGAACUCUGUAGCAGGGUUGUAGAAGUAUCGGGUGACCCAUUAGAUAAGAGUUAUGUAAAGCAAUCCUUUUCUAUUUUACUUCAAAAAUAUAAUUCUUUCUGUAUUUUGGAUGGAGCGUUAAAAUACCUGUUUGUGCGAAGCGUUUAA
Molecule: messenger RNA, 390 nt
Organism: Helobdella robusta
Lineage: Eukaryota; Metazoa; Annelida; Clitellata; Rhynchobdellida; Glossiphoniidae
Exons: 1
Coding region: 1-390 (129 amino acids)
Source: RefSeq, a predicted model, not a curated record